Pseudo-nitzschia multistriata is the source of this 1442-nucleotide messenger RNA. The record is from the annotation of a GenBank genome assembly. Lineage: Eukaryota; Bacillariophyta; Bacillariophyceae; Bacillariales; Bacillariaceae.
CUUUUUCCUUGGUUUCGAAGACCAYUGAACCGUACGCAGUACUGUGACGACGAAGUAAUGCUCAUCUUCAGCCACCUGACGCAUUCAAUAACCUCUCCUUUAAUAAUACUGUAUCACUUCAAGCGGAACCAUGAGGAAGACCGCCCUUCUGUCAUUCGCAGUGAUCGCUUUUAUUUCACACAAGCACGUGACCUAUGUCAACGCAUUGAACUACGAUGUUUUGCGGGGUUCAAUAUCAACGACAAAAAUACACGAUAGUGGCCAUCGUCGGCAGUUGCCAGAAGCGUAUGAAGGGGAACCAAGCCACAAAGAAAAAAGCGACGGAAGCGACAAACAGGAUAAAACGGAUCGCAACAAGGUAGAAUAUCCAAGUAGCUCACCUUCUGCGUUGCCUGACAAGGAAGAUAAACUGGAUCGAAAAAAAGUAGAAUUUCCAACUAGCUCGCCCUCUGUACCACCGCCGCCAGAUUGGGCACGGCCUUGGAAUACAGCGUCCCCGACCUCCUUGCCUCCAAAGUGGGCACGGCCCUGGAAUACAGCGUCCCCAACCGCGAUGAAAACGACGAAUGCUCCCAUUUCAACGGGAACACCGAGCUCUAAUCGAGAAGUGGCCUCAACGAUAACGCCGUCUUUCAAAUCAUCUCCUUUGUUAGAUCCGACUUCUCACGUUGAACCCGUUCUUAUGAUAAGUCCAACAGCUAUCCCAACAACAAUCUCAUCAAUGAAAGAACUUCCUACCCUCACGACGGUAUCCAAAACACCAACUCCUACUUUGAAGCCAUUUCCUGAACCUGCAGCAGAAUCCCCAACAAUGGAUCCAACUUUGAAACCGAUAUCGAUUUUUCUUAAGCCACCAACGAUAGUGCCGUCGGUCAUAUCAUCUCCUACGUUAGAUCCGACUUCUCACAUUGAACCUGUUCUUAUGAUAAGUCCAACAGCUAUCCCAACAACAAUCUCACCGAUGAAAGAACUUCCUACCCUCACGACGGUAUCCAAAACACCAACUCCUACUUUGAAGCCAUUUCCUGAACCUGCAGCGGAAUCCCCAACAAUGGAUCCAACUUUGAAACCGAUAUCGAUUUUUCUUAAGACACCAACACUUUUUGUCGAUACCACGACACCAUCGCUUGCUUCUGAGCCUUCUUUUUCCAACAGUUUGAAGGAAGCUUCGCCCUUUCUCCUUCUUGCUGAAGAAUUGAGCGAAAGGUAUGUGACUGAUGCGAAACAACCAUCGUCUGAACCGACGAAAAAUUUUCUUGUAGCAGAAAACUURAAACAAAUUGUGUCACCGUCAUUCUUGAAUAAAACUUCACAACCUUCGAUCAAACCAAGUGAACAUGCUACCAAGUYGCCUAGUUUCAGACCUUCYUCCGAGCCUACAACUGAUACCACAUCAGACCCGACGAGUUUUCCUUCAUCCAAAAUAACUAAUACUCCCACCA